AUGCACCUCCAAACCCUUCUCCCCAUCCUCCUGACCUCCGCCUCCCUCGUCGCCGCAUCACCGAAUGCUGCUGCUGCUGCCGCUGCCGCUGCCGCUGCUGCGCCGGCAGCAACCACAGCAGCCAGCGCGGGGGAUACAGCGCAGUGCGCGAAGAGUAUCCUGGACGCCUGCCUGAAACAGCUCCAGCCGCAGAUGGACGCCUGCGCGCAGAACGACUGGGAUUGUCUGUGUACGCAGAGUCAGAAUGUGUUGACGUAUGCAUAG
Molecule: messenger RNA, 264 nt
Organism: Aspergillus aculeatus ATCC 16872
Lineage: Eukaryota; Fungi; Ascomycota; Eurotiomycetes; Eurotiales; Aspergillaceae
Product: GPI anchored serine-threonine rich protein
Exons: 2
Coding region: 1-264 (87 amino acids)
Source: RefSeq, a predicted model, not a curated record